Messenger RNA from Lates calcarifer (barramundi perch), 4268 nucleotides. RefSeq names its product enhancer of mRNA decapping 3 homolog (S. cerevisiae) (gene edc3). The transcript has 7 exons. Gene Ontology annotation, molecular function: mRNA binding. NCBI's taxonomy places the organism in Eukaryota, Metazoa, Chordata, Actinopteri, Centropomidae. Gene Ontology annotation, cellular component: P-body. Gene Ontology annotation, biological process: P-body assembly; deadenylation-independent decapping of nuclear-transcribed mRNA. Bases 167 to 1603 code for a protein of 478 amino acids. The record is from RefSeq and is a predicted model, not a curated record.
GGAAACAGGAAGUGGUUAUUCAGACGCUAGCAGCAGAAGGUUUGGGCCAUUCAAGAAGCUAAGAAGCUAGCAGUUAAAGAGAGCGAUAGUCUUUCUUUCAGCACUUAAUAUCACAAAUCAUUCAUUUGUGUUCUUGAAGAGUUGCUUCGCAUAGAUAAGGAAAGACAUGGCUGCGGAUUGGUUGGGUAGUUUGGUGUCAAUUAACUGUGGGCCAACGCUGGGAGUCUAUCAAGGAGAGGUUUCAUCUGUGGACCAGUCCAGCCAAACCAUCUCCUUAAGACAGCCUUUCCAUAAUGGAGUCAAGUGCCCUGUUCCCGAGGUCACAUUCAGUGCCAUUGACAUAAAGGAACUAAAGAUUUUGGAUAUCAGAAAUGGCAAUGCUAGGACCAACUCAUCUGCAUCUACAAAGGUAAGCAGUGCUCCAGUUGCAGUCCCAAAGUGUGACCCUAGGUCUGUGGAGAAGCUAAACUCUCCUCAGCACUGCUCUAAAAGCUAUGGAGAGCGUCAUCUGGAUGUUCCUGGCCAGCCUAAAGGAUUCCGUCGAAGACACAAUUCCUGGUCAUCUAGUAGUCGAGGAGCAAACCAAGCGACACCGAAAAAGAACGGGGUGAAGAAUGGUCAGAUGAAGCACAGAGAUGAUGAGUGUUUUGGGGAUGGCGUGGAUGAUGGCCUGGAUACAGACUUUGAUUUUGAAGGAAACUUGGCUCUUUUUGACAAGGCAGCAGUUUUCUCAGAGAUUGACAUAUCAGAGCGCCGAAACGGUGCAAGGUCACGUGGGACGCCACAAGAGCAGACACCCUCACGAUACCGUCAUGAUGAAAACAUCCUGGAGGCCAAACCUAUUGUGUACAGACAGAUUACUGUACCGCAGCCUGGGGCCAAAGAAUACUGCACUGACUCUGGGCUUGUUGUACCCAGUAUAUCCUAUGAACUACACAAGCGUCUGUUGGCAGUUGCUGAGCGUUACGGUCUCUCAUUGGAGCGAAGACUUGAAAUGACUGGAGUAUGUGCCAGUCAGAUGGCACUUACAUUGCUGGGUGGGCCCAACAGAUUCACUCCCAAAAAUUUACACCAACGUCCCACAGUGGCUUUGCUGUGUGGCCCUCAUGUUCAGGGGGCUCAGGGUAUCAGCUGUGGUCGUCACCUGGCCAAUCAUGAAGUGGAGGUCAUCUUGUUUCUGCCCAAUUUUGUCAAGAUGCUUGACUCUGUCACCAGCGAGCUCACACUCUUUAACAAAACAGGGGGCAAACAGGUGUCAAGUAUCAAAGACCUUCCAGACACCCCGGUGGACCUAAUCAUUAACUGUCUGGACUGUCACGAGAACACUUUCCUGAUGGAUCAGCCUUGGUACCGAGCAGCUGCAGAGUGGGCUAACCAGAACCGAGCACCGGUGCUCAGCUUAGACCCUCCUGUCAGUGGACAGGGUCAGGCAGUUGAGGCCAAGUGGUCCCUCUCUCUUUGCCUCCCACUUUCGCUGGCUGAGGGAGCCGGCAGGGUUUACCUGUGUGACAUAGGUAUUCCUCGUCAGGUGUUCCAGGAAGUUGGAAUCAAGUACCAUUCUCCUUUUGGGUGCAAAUUUGUCAUUCCCCUGCACUCUGCAUAAUCGGACUAAUGGUCAACAUGACACAUUGAAUCUUUCACCAUCCUUGACCGUUUGGGUUUUGGCGCCUUAUAUUAGAGAGCAUCAGUUGUUUUUCAGUUCAUCCCUUAAGUUCCUAACUCAUCAACAUGUGAAAGGGACUUUCCCUUCACACUGAAGGACCACUGUUUUGUAAUUAAGUUCUACAAGGACUAAAUAGAAAAGAAAAAAAUAAAACCUUUAUUGAUAAAAUAGAUGUCAUGAAAAUGAAAGGCCUCAAAAAUUAUCUAGAUACUAGUGUAUUUACAUGACAUUAGAAGAUACUUUGAAGCCAGUUUAUUCAAGAAUACACAGUGUUCAGUUUUAAGUUGAACAGGACAAUCUCUGGCUUAAAAUGGAAAAUUUCUAAAUGUCAUUGUAAUCUAAUGUCAUUCCAAUGCCAUCUGGUGAUCUACCAUAGAAUACAUGCAAUGUUAUAACAUGAAUCUUAGUGAAACAGAAAUCCAAUCUACAUUGAUGUUACUAUUGCCAAUGGCUUUGCUCACAGCCUUCCAUACUUUGCAGGCAGCAUUCAGUAAAUAUUGUGUGGGCUAGAAUUUUCAUCCAAAUUAGAAAUUUCAUCUGAGCACAUUUAUAUUUAUAUGAGUAAUGCUGUGUUUUCAAACUAAACCAGUGUUGAAUGAGGCAGCUACUGGAGAGAAUCCAGGUAUCAGCAGUUUUGUUUGUCUGUGGUAAAUUAGGCUGUGUUGAUAAGGGCUCUGCUAAGAUGACAGCAUGCUAAACCUCCAGCAAUCUUGCCUUGUGGUGGUGAUUUGGAGGAGAAAAUUGCCAACUUAAUUUCAGUAAAAUUGUAUCAGCUGAUGAACCAUACCAGUGUCUUUUAAAGCUUCAGGUCCUUAACUACAAAUCAUGUAUAUUUAACAUCUCUACUGAUCAUUUUGUCAUUCAGUUCCAUGUAGUUAUUAGCUUCCAUUCCUUACUGUAAUGUUGAGUGUUAAUGCACUUGAAUACAAUAACAUUACACUAACUAAUGCAGACUUGAUGUUAGGUUGAUUGCACAUGUUUUAGGAGUAUGCUAAAAGGUUUCCAUGUUGUACAGAAAUAAUAGAAGCCAAUGGAUGCCUGGAACAGUAGACAAAAUGCAUUAACAUUUCUACAACACAGUAGCAUGGUUUGCAGAUGGUUAGUUAUGAUGUAAAAUGUAAGUGAUUUGUGACGUGUAAUGAACUAAAAACCACUGGUAUGGUCUUUGAAGUUUCAAGCCACGUUAUCUCACGAGUAUUAACCUUUUAGGUUAGAAUGUCAGUUUUUUGAUGGACGUUGUGUUGGCUGACAAAGCAGUUAGCAUCUUCUUAAGUAGAAAUACUCUCUGUGUGGGAUUCAAAUGUAUUUUUUGGUGUAUUGUCUUGAUCUGAACUCAUAAAAAAUGAUCAAGAUGCACCGCCCUGCACUGAGUACCUUCUUGGUACGGAUUAGAUUGGGUCUUUGUGAUGAGAAAUUGUUGAUAAAGUGGAUUUUCAGUUUGAGUUUGACCAGGAGUAUGCCUGUUUAUGUAUUCAACCAUUGGUGGUAUUGACCAUAAAACUAAAGCAUAGACUGUGAAAUAUUCAAAUAAUGUAAGACAAGAGCUGCUUGUUCUUUGCUGCUUAUUGAGGCCUUGAUAGAGGGGUUAGAGGCAUCUGUAAUGCCAGAUCUUUUUGACAAUGAUAGUCAAACCCUUUGCUGAUUCUUUCACAAGACCACAUUCGUUUCAUAUUUGAGUCAAGUGUGUCCAGAAUGGGGGCAGUUGUGUUCAGUUAAGAGACCUUUAUUGGACGUGCAACUUGCACACCUCAGCAUUUGCUUAAUUCUGAGGUGAGCCUCGUAUGAUUGAGGUCAGUGUAGUUUAGAAAAUGCUGAUUUCAAACACUACACACUUGCUACAAGGAGGUUACAAAUCUUUCUCUUUAGUGCAAGGUGUUUGGUGUGGUAUUAUGUCUGCAAAAUAACUUGUUAACAUCUCAGGAGGAUUUAAAAUGCUUGUGUUAUAUUUGCUGUGUUUCCUCUGUGCUCACCAAUCUGCACAGGGUUUGUGCGCUGAUUCAGUGAAAAUUACUGUUAUGCACAAAUGUUUUGUCCUCUCUCCAACAUUCCUCCGGCCUGAUGUGUUAUGUCACAUCUGUUGAGACAAGUCUGGCUUGGAAACAUCAGCCAGCGUUGCUGAAUGUGAACUUAACAUGAGUUUUGUUUCUCCUAUGCCGCCAGGGGGCCAUAAAGCCACAUGUUGUUUUUAGUGGCUCUUCCUUAUUCCUGCAGUAAUGGCAGCUUUGUGUACUCAAUAUUAUUUCCUCAAUGAAUGGUGUCAUGUCUUAACGAAAUGUUAACAGUUAGAAACCGUGUGGUGAUCCGGUCUUUGACAGGAAAACACCUGUUUGAAAGUAAAAUUGUUUAAAAGCAAGUCAUGCUUCCUGAGAUUGCUAAAAAAUAGUUUACAUGUUUCUGUCUGACCUGCAGUGGAGGUUUUAGUCCACGCUCGGUUAGUUGGCAGUCCAACAAAACCGCAGUUAAUAGCCAGUUGGAGGUUUUGUCUGGACAGAACAGUUUCCUUUUGGGAUCGAAGUUCACUGUCAAGGUUCUUGUGCAAAAAUACUGUGCAGUCCUCUUGUGUCAUAUCUGCAGAUUGGAACAAUAAAAAAAAAAUCACCACUGA